CAAAAGAAAAGGAGACGGAAAUAACAGAUCACAGCUAAAAGGCUCUUUUCCCCAAACAGUAGGUACCAGAUUGUAUCUGCUUGUGUCAAGCGAACAGAAAGAAGAUACAUAUUCGGAGCACAGAGACAGAAGGAGGCCACAAUGGAAUUUUCUUUGGAAACAUGGACCUUACUUAUCACAUUUACUGUCCUUCUUUUGGUAUAUGGAGUAUGGCCUUAUAACUUCUUUAAGAAGCUUAACAUUCCUGGACCCACACCGUUUCCAUUUAUUGGAACAUUCCAUCAUCUGAGAAAGGGCUUCUUCAAUUUUGACUUGGAAUGCAUGCAGAAAUAUGGCCAAAUAUGGGGCUUUUACGAUGGAAGGCAGCCAGUCAUAGGUCUUGUGGACACAUCGAUGAUAAAAACAAUCUGGGUCAAAGAAUGUUAUUCCACUUUCACCAAUAGAAGGAACUUUAGACUGAAUGGAAAACUGGACACAGGCCUUAAUGUGGUUGAGGAUGAACAGUGGAAGAGAAUUCGCAGUGUGCUGUCACCGAACUUCACAAGUGGAAGAUUAAAGGAGAUGCUCCCCAUCAUGAAACAGCACCGAGAUGUCCUCAUAAAAAACCUGCAGAAGAAAGCUAAUGCAAAUGAGCCUGUACAACUCAAAGAGUUCUUUGGCGCCUACAGUUUGGAUGUGAUUGGCAGUACUUCUUUUAGUGUGGACAUUGACUCUCUGAAUCAUCCCAAUGAACCUUUUGUGGUGCAUAUGAAGAAAGCUCUGAAGUUCAGCUUUUUCAACCCAUUGUUAAUCGUGGCAGUUAUAUUUCCUUGGAUUAUACCUGUUCUGGAGAAAAUGGACUUUACUUUGUUUCCUCAUGAUACAGUUAAUUUCUUUGCUAAUGCUGUCAAGAGCAUCAAGGAAAAAAAGAAAAAAGGAGACAGCAAUGAGCGAGUAGAUUUCCUUCAGAUGAUGAUGGAUUCUCAGCUGUCUGAUAAAAAUUUAGUUUCCAAUGGAGUGGAUCACACAUACAAAGCUUUAACAGAUGAUGAAAUUGUGGCCCAGUCUGUUCUGUUCAUAAUUGCCGGAUAUGAAACCACCAGCACUGCUCUCACAUACCUAGCUUAUAACCUGGCUCUCCACCCAGAUGAGCAGCAGAAACUGCAACAGGAGAUUGAUGACACAUUCCCUGAUAAGGCUUCUCUGACAUAUGAUGGCCUAAUGCAAAUGGAAUACCUUGACAUGGUAAUAAAUGAAUCCAUGAGGCUGUACCCUAAUGGUGGACGUACAGAAAGGAUCUCUAGCAAAACUGUUGAAAUUAAUGGCGUGACCAUUCCCAAGGGGACUGUCAUUAUGGUACCACUCUAUGCCUUGCACCGCCACCCAAAUCACUGGCCAGACCCAGAAGAAUUCAGACCUGAAAGAUUUAGUAAAGAAAAUAGAGAAACAAUGGACCCAUAUGCUUAUAUGCCAUUUGGAACAGGCCCUCGGAACUGCAUUGGAAUGCGAUUUGCCCUCCUCAAUAUGAAGCUAGCCCUUACAUCAGUACUACAGAACUUCUCCUUUGAACCUUGCAAGGAAACUCAGAUCCCUUUGAAAAUAUCCCCAAUGGGCCUCAUGACUCCUGAACCGCCUGUCAUCUUAAGACUAGUACCUCGACCUAAUGCAAAAACAGUUUCAUGAAAUGUCAGCAGGCUUUACACGUACUUCUGAUAAUCCAUUCAUUUUACAAGACCUUUGUAUGCGAAUUAAAGCAUCAGUUGCCUGUUGUACAGCACAGCACAUCUUCAUCUGUGUUCAUGCUGAAUUUCAUCUGUUUAACAUAAUGUAGAUGGCGCAUGUGCAUAAGGAGUAACAGAAUUAAACAAAACUGAUUUAAAUUGCAGUAAAUAUUCAAUAUUCAUUUCAAAUAAAUAGUGUGAAAGUGAA
Molecule: messenger RNA, 1908 nt
Organism: Protopterus annectens (West African lungfish)
Lineage: Eukaryota; Metazoa; Chordata; Ceratodontiformes; Protopteridae
Product: cytochrome P450 3A30-like
Exons: 13
Coding region: 142-1662 (506 amino acids)
Molecular function (GO): heme binding; oxidoreductase activity, acting on paired donors, with incorporation or reduction of molecular oxygen; iron ion binding
Source: RefSeq, a predicted model, not a curated record